This is a messenger RNA of Gadus chalcogrammus (walleye pollock), 1416 nucleotides long. RefSeq names its product T-box transcription factor 16 (gene tbx16). Lineage: Eukaryota; Metazoa; Chordata; Actinopteri; Gadiformes; Gadidae. Gene Ontology annotation, cellular component: nucleus. Gene Ontology annotation, molecular function: DNA-binding transcription factor activity, RNA polymerase II-specific; RNA polymerase II cis-regulatory region sequence-specific DNA binding. The transcript has 9 exons. The record is from RefSeq and is a predicted model, not a curated record. Gene Ontology annotation, biological process: pattern specification process; positive regulation of DNA-templated transcription; cell fate specification. Bases 1 to 1416 code for a protein of 471 amino acids.
AUGCAACACAUCACAGACCACCUGGACCCUCACCACAACCACACUACCGGUAAGCCCAUGUCUCCCUCUGAGGCAGGCGCCCAGAAGCAAGGCAGCAUCAAGCUGAGCCUGGUGAACUCUGACCUCUGGAAGGCCUUCCACUCCUCCGGCACUGAGAUGGUCAUCACCAAGCACGGAAGGAGAAUGUUUCCCCACUGCAACAUAAGCCUCUCUGGAAUGGACCCCUUCACCAACUACGUCAUAAUGAUGGACAUGGUUCCUGUUGACCAAUUCAAAUACAGGUGGAACAAGGAGGAGUGGGAAGUGGCGGGAAAGGCCGAGCCACAACCCCCGGCCCACCAGUACAUCCAUCCAGACUCCCCCGCCUGCGGCAGCCACUGGAUGAAGCAGUCCAUCUCCUUCCUCAAGGCCAAGCUCACCAACAACACCCUGGACCAGCACGGCCAUAUCAUCCUGCACUCCAUGCACCGAUACUUCCCCCGAUUCUACGUGGUCCAGGCGGACAGCGUCUUCGCGGUCCGCUGGAGCCCCUACCACACCGUCACCUUCCCAGAGACCCACUUCACCACCGUCACCGCCUAUCAGAACACCAAGAUAACAAAACUGAAAAUCAACCACAACCCGUUUGCUAAAGGAUUCCGAGAGGGUGGACAUCAUUUUCACGGCAAACGGUGUCGACCUAUCAAGACCCAAACAACCGCAGAAGAGACCAGACGGAUGUACCGAGAUGUUGAGUGCAAAAGUCCUUCAGGCCACCAGGGGUCAAUGUCGGCCAUAAAGUCAGAGAAGCGCCGCUGUCCCAACGGUCACUAUUCCUCGUUGUUGGACCAGGACCCCGCCGCAGAGAUCCUCCAAAACGACGCCCUGGACCUCUCAGUGCAGGGCCACGGAUGUGAGGAGCAGAUGGUGCCAGCCUCCAUGGCCUACCCGGCCUACAGAUUGGCAGAGCUUAGACCUCUAUCACCGCACUCUGACAGCGACAACCGGCUACGCAGCUACGAAGCCCACGUACCCGACAUUGCCGCCGUACACCACAACAACCCGUCCCAUCGAGAAAUGAGCCAGCACCACCAUCAGCACCACCCCUCUGCCCACCACCACCUAUCGGCACCCCCUUGCUACGAGUCGUGGCCACACACCGGUAGCACCGUAGCCGGCGGCGCGGCUAAAGCUAACCCGGGGCUCCGUGCGGGCUACCCGCACUACCAGCCGGGGCCGUAUCCGGGGGAGCACCCGGAGGUAGAGCCCGGGAGGCAGUUCAUGGUGAACUCCUUCGCCCCCUCCUCCUCCUCUGCUGCUGCGGCCUUCCACCCCUCGGCUCAACACCAAGGCGCCCACCAGCCCGGUUACCACCAUCACCAUGGCAACACGGUGGAGUGGAGCCAGUAUCCGCUCUUUUCCUACUCCAGCUGGUGA